Messenger RNA from Aspergillus alliaceus, 1283 nucleotides. RefSeq names its product translin family protein. Lineage: Eukaryota; Fungi; Ascomycota; Eurotiomycetes; Eurotiales; Aspergillaceae. The record is from RefSeq and is a predicted model, not a curated record. Gene Ontology annotation, molecular function: sequence-specific DNA binding; RNA endonuclease activity; RNA binding. Gene Ontology annotation, cellular component: cytoplasm; nucleus. The coding region runs from base 181 to 1026 and encodes 281 amino acids. The transcript has 3 exons.
UUAAACACACGCAAAACAGACCUCAUAUCUUAUCAGAUCAUCACCCCAAUCCGUCCUAGCCCCAAACCCAGUGAUGACGCUCAUUCCAUACUGACUUGAUUCAAUUCCCGCAAAUAAUUCCCCUCCUCCGCUCCGUCCAUCACCUCCCCUCCCACUCCAGUCGCAACCAAUCCCGAAUAAAUGGCCGGAACAAAACGCACAUGGGACGGCAAACAACUCUCACUCGAAACCAACAAACCCAACGACCAACUCCAAAACCAAAACCAAAACCAAACAAUGUCCGACCCAUCAACCCAAAUACUCUCCAUCUUCUCAACCUUCCGCAACGAACUAGACGAACACCACGACCGCCGCGAAAGACUCAUCAAAAUCUCCCGAGACAUCACAGCCCUAAGCAAGAAGAUCAUCUUCUCCCUUCAACGGAUCCGAAAAAUCGCCACCCCAAUCCCCCCGCACAUCGUAAAAGAAACCCAGUCCCGCUUCACGCAAAUCGAGUCCCUUUUCACCUCCGCCGUGCCCGACAUAACCGGCCCGAAUAAAUGGCGCUACCAACGCCAACUCAGCGGCGCGAUACAGGAGUUUAUCGAAGCACUUUCUUUCCACCACUACCUCGAGCAUCAGACGCUUAUUUCCUUGUCUGAGGUGGCUGGGAAACUGCCCACGGAGAUACUGGUUACGGAGGAGGAUUAUGUGAUGGGGUUAUUUGAUUUGACGGGGGAGAUGAUGCGGUUUGCGGUUACAGCGUUGUCAGCGGGGUCGGGUGCUGCGGAAGGGGGAGAGAAGAAGGGGGUUUUGAGUAGGGAACAGGCGGGGAUUGUGGUGGAUUUGCAGGAGAUGAGGGCGCUGUUUGAAGGAAUUAGUGUUCCGAGGAGGCAUUUUAUGAUGAAGGAUUUAGGGAAGAAGAUGGAGGUUAUGCAGGGGAGUGUGGAGAAGGUGGAGAGGGCUGCUUACGGGGUUUUGGUGCGUGGGAGUGAGAGGCCGAGUGGGUGGAUGCCGGAUCUGUCGGGGGAGGUGGAGGGGUAUUAAUUAGUAGGUUGUUUUAUUUGAUCAGAUAGCAAGGGAGAGGAGAGGUACUCUAUAUAUGUAUAUAUAAAAUAGUUGAGUUUGUCCUGAACUAAGCUAGCUAGCUAGCUACAUUUGACAUAUACGCCCCAUUUCGGAAGAUGAGAUUUAUGUUACCUGAAGCUUGUACUGUACCGUCCAUUACAUACUGUCGACCUUGGAGAAAAGAUAUCGUCAAGCAUAACCCGUAAAAUCCAUCCAUGUGCUCCGUCAAAACAAGU